UGUAACGUUAACUUGCAUUCACAAAUGUAAUACAAAGGCUGGUUUCAUUCAGUUUUCAACGUUCAGUUUGUAAAAUGUCUUGUUCUGAUUAAAUUGCCACCCUAAUCCUAGUCCUAAUGGUAGGCUUCCAGCUAGCAGUGAAGCUUCUUAAUUAGCCACAACGUAACCAGUUAUCGAUGUGAAUGACCAACGUGCAAUCUCGCCCCUGGCACGUCAAAGGAAAAUACACCUGAAUAAAGGCAUGCAUUGUGAUUUGUGACAGAGUGUACCAGAAAUGAGUUGCACUUUCCACCUCCUGGUUUCCCGUAGUGACUUCUACCAUGGCCGGUUUCUGCUCUUGUCUCGACAGUCCCUGUUGCCCAGAGCGCUCAGCUCCAAGCCCCAGAUCAGCCGCAGCCUGCAAGAGAGCUACAGGCUUCUGCAACUGCCUGACGAGGGACACAACAGUCCUGCGCAGGUGAAAGAGGCCUACUUGCGCCUCGCCAAGCUCUACCACCCGGACUCUGGGGCUCCGACUGCAGACGCAGUGCUGUUUGCUCGGGUUGAGGAGGCCUAUCGUGCUGUGCUGGCACAUCAGAGCAAGUCUAAGCAACCUGAUGAAGGGAAGGAAGCUGAAGAGGAGGAUAAGUCCAGAGGUACAGCAUUUCCACACAGACACUACCUCAGUUACGAGGGUGUGGGUUCGGGCACGCCCAGCCAGCGUGAGCGUCAGUACCGGCAGAUUCGCAUCGACCGGGCAUCCGAGCAGGUUUUGAACUACCGGCAGAGGGAGCACGAGAGGGCAGCCGCUGCAGAAGGGAUGCUGGUGGAACGGGACAUACGUCAGCGCAGCCGAAAGAUCAAGAUCACCCAGGCUGUGGAACGGCUUGUGGAGGACCUGAUCCAGGAGUCCAUGGCCCGAGGAGACUUCAGGAACCUGAGUGGCGCUGGAAAGCCCCUUAACAAGUUUGAGCACAAUCCAUACGCUGAUCCUAUGACCCACAACCUUAACCGCAUCCUCAUAGACAAUGGGUACCAGCCACCCUGGGUCGUCACCCAACGAGACAUUCGAGAGACCACUGCACAGAUCCGAAACAAGCUAUUGGAGGGGAGGGCCAGGCUCGGCGACCCCAUGACCCCCAAAGAGAACAGCCAAUGGGAGCAACUGUGUGCAUCUGUAGAGGAGGAGUUGGUGAAACUUAACAAGACAGUGGACAGUUACAACCUCAUCGUACCGAUGCUCAACAUGCAAAUGGUCCACUUCAGUUUGUCACGAGAGAUUGACCGUGCUGUGAAGGGAGCCUGCCAACACAGACUGGACCAGCAGAGAGAGAGACAAGAGGAGAGAGAGAGGAGGAAGGAAGAGAAAAAAAGAGCCAACGCAGUAACUAUGCCUAAAAAUACCAAACAAGGUCUGAUGUAUUGGAUGAAGCAUUGGCUCAGAUUAAACCACUAGAACUCUGAAUCUAAGAGAACAGAAACAUGAUUUGAUGAUAAGUGUUUAAUUAGUUUGCACUCAAACCAAUCAUUACAGUCCAAGGGGCAAUUAUUUCAGACAGACUUGGUCACCCGCUUUUUUCUAAA
Perca flavescens (yellow perch) is the source of this 1563-nucleotide messenger RNA. It is a transcript of the gene dnajc28, whose product is annotated as DnaJ (Hsp40) homolog, subfamily C, member 28. The record is from RefSeq and is a predicted model, not a curated record. The transcript is spliced from 2 exons. The coding region runs from base 275 to 1435 and encodes 386 amino acids. NCBI's taxonomy places the organism in Eukaryota, Metazoa, Chordata, Actinopteri, Perciformes, Percidae.